UUGAUGUUGAUGUACUAACAUCAACUCCAUCCUAUCCCAGGUAUAAAGUUCAAAAGUGAAUAUUUAUCUAAUUUUUAUCAUAUUGUUGUAUCUGGUGAUAAAACGGGGUGGUAUGUGAGGAUAUAACCGUUCCCUUAAACUAGGAUCUGACAUAAACAUGAGCUAUACAGAGAUAACCAUGAUUUCUGAAAGUAAAGAAAUAGAAAGUAUCGAUGGAGCGGUUGAACAGAGAAUAUAUGUAAAUGACAGACCAAGACUUGCAAACGUUAGUAACAAUCAGCAUAUUGACAAUAGAAGUUUACCAGGGUUACAAGAGUUUCAUAAGAAGUCGUCUGCAGCUGACCUUAGAUCCCCAUCACCGUGUCCGGGAAGUAGAGCAUCGUCGGCAGAUAGCAUGCCUGUAUCAAGUCAAAGUGCGGUCCAGUUAAAAGAUGAUAUUAUUAAAGAAAUUCAGACAGAAGUUAUGAAACCAAUCCAAGUCAUGUAUUCAAAUAUCCUCGAAGAAAUACGAACUUUGAAACUUAGAAGUGAGAUUGUCAGAGCAGAUGUGUCGUGUCAGACUGACUUUCCAGGUAAUAAACAGUUGUCGGCUGCCUGCAACACGAAUUCAGUUGCAUUGGGUGGACCACACAGUCUAUCUGGUUCGGAAACUCCAGAUUUCACCGCUGAAGACGUUGAAAAUGACAUGUCAACUACAACUACGGUUGAUAAGAAGCCAGUUCCAUUAUUAAGGAAAGAUGAUUACAACAAUCGCAAGACAUCUACUUUGCCAAGAACAACUCAAACUUCAAAUAAAUUCCGAAGUAACUCAUCCAAGACAAGGGGACAAAUCGUACAAGUUAGGCCUAGACCAAAAUCCGAGGUGAAUCCAACAAUAGUUAAUACAGUCGAUAAAAGAGAAAGUCUUGCAAACGCUCUACAGUUUCAUAUUGAGGACAUUGUUGAUGGGCUAGCUUUUAAUGAGAGCGAUCUUCUUGACUGCCUUGUAAGGGAACGGUAUCUGACAGAGGACGAAUACACAUUGGUUAAAAAAAUGAGUGUCAGGAAAGACCAAAUUAGAGCUCUUGUAAGCACCAUCAAAGGACGUGAUCUACACGUUUUGGAAGGAUUCGUGAAACACAUCAAACAACGUAUUCCAGCAGUCGCUGAAAAGUUUGAAUGCAAUAUGGGUAACGGUGCGAAUGGAAAUACUUGCGGCCUUUGUAAAUUAAAGACACAGUUCAAUGUUAAACAUGUGGUUGAUAGUUUGUGGUCGAUACAAGUUAUAGAUGAUGGCAUUUACAAUCAAAUAAUUUCUUCUGUUGCAACUGUAGGAGCACAAAGUACAUUAUGGGUGGACAUAUUUAAUUCUCUGAACAGUCUUAAUCCCGAAAAUGCUAAAUUGGCUCACGCAAAAUUGUUGAAGGCAGUCUCAGAAGAUCACAUGCUUAUGCAUUUAGAAAAAGAUAUAAAAGAACUGCUGAUCAAGAAUAAUGGAAAGCUGAUUUGCUCGUGUGAACCGAAAUUCAAUUUACCUAACACAGAUUCAGUUAUGCUUCCGACGUCAGGCCGAUCUGUUUUACACAAUUCUAGUUCCACAUUCAGCAAAAAUGGGAGAUCAAAUGGUUCUGCACCUGGUUGCACAAAAGCUAACAUCUCCGAAGAAGCCAGCAUACAGACAGCACCUUCAGCCAUUAUUUCAAGAGGACAUGAUAGAAAAGGCAGUGAUAAUUCCUUAAAGCCUCCGCCUCUUCCGAAAAGACCAUCGUUUGCAAAGAAUUCUGCAACGGAUGAUCUUACAACGAAAAAGCCUUUCAAUGCUCUCGAGCCUUCAAGUUUAAAAGAUGUUUCAGUCCCCUCUUCAAUGUCAUUACCUGAUCGGUCGCCACUGAACACGUCUUUCAAACAUUCAACAAAAUCAAAAACAUCGAAAGAGCACAAUACUGCAUCACAGACAUUGCUAGGUCCCCCGACAAAUGACAAGAAAACCAUGGAAACGCAUGAUGAAACUCCUUCAGCGAGCGGAAUUCCACCUCUGCCUGUUAAGAAAAACAAAUACUCAGCCUGGAAAAGAGCCGAUGAACAUGGCCCAUCUUAUGUGUGACAUAUUGCAAGACAAAUUAUAUUACAACAUGACGAAAUAUACAUGUUUACUACUAGAUUGUGACCUAUAUUCAGUGUUAAUUUUGAAACAUAACAUCAUAUGACAAACGUUUUACCAAACUUUGAGUAAUGGCAAGCAGUUUUAAUGACAGUUCAUUCCCGGGAAAAUUAUUGUAACUAGUGUCUUUGACGGGUAUCUUAAAAUAUAACGACUUUGGAGAAGUUACAAAACUGCUUGCAUAUAGUAAUAUAAACAUGUAUUACAUCUGAAUAGAUAGGAUUAGAAUGAAAAACAAUGUCUUAUAGAAUUCUUCUCCCAUGUUUUUACUUGAAGUAUAUCGAGGGUUCAACGCAAUAAGGGCGUAUCUACAUAUAAUAACUAUAUGUAGAUACGCCCGUAUUGCGUUGAACCCUCGAUAUGUCAUUUAAAUUAGGUUGAAUGGGGUCUAUAUUUGUAUCAACCCUGACAUAUAUUUAAAAAUAAAUUUCGCUGAAGAGGAGGAGCAGAAUACAUUUUUUGAAACAGUUAAUUUUUAAAACGUGCAAAUCGUUGGUCAAAGUGUACAGUGAUGCCCAAUUCUUUACACAGACUUGUCACAAAUAGACAGUAUGUGAUUGCUCGUGCAUAUAAGAGCACCGUUUUGCACGAGGUUCGUUUAUAUAACUCCAACAUGCCUCGUGUACCUUUGUCGUAUUAAGUUGUUGUUCUGAUUACUGGUAUUACAUAGAUUUAUUCGAAUAUACCAUAUUCAUGUUUCAGACUUUGUUUUAAACCGUUUUUUGUUUUUCUAGAACAGCGUUAUUUUAAUUGUGACAUUGAAUUUAAAACUCCAUUCGACUGUGUACAUCACUGAUACAAUACAGUUUGUUUUGGUAGCAUGGAAAAUUUGAAAAUACACUGAAGUGUUGGUAUUAUUCUAUUCAAUAAUUUGUCACAAUGGGGAUUAAUAUAAUGCAAAGACAUUAUGAAUGUCUUUCUUUAAUACAAGUGUGAUUUUGUUUACUGAUAACAAACUUGAAUAAGGGAUAGAUUAAAUGAACUAGGUCUAUCAAAAGGCAUUGUUAAAAAGAAGAUAUUUUGCCAAACCAUCCGUUUUCAAAAAGGGUAUAACUAACUGUUUAAACAGAUUGUAUCGUGUCUUUCAGAUAACAAAAAUGUUAAGAUCCAUAUGAAACAAUGAAGAAAUAUUACAGAAAUUAAACGAAACCGUGGAAUGCAACCCAUCAUACGAUUUAACGUUUUGAAUAAAUAGCGUGACUAACCAUGUUUUUAAGAGAAUGCGUUAUGUUGAAUUAAUGCCUUUAAUUUUUUGGACUAGAUAUACAUCAACAUUCAAAGAACAGUACAAUAACUAUAGUAUAAUCGUACUGUCGUAAAUUAAUAAAUGGCUAGCCCUUAUCAACAAUGUAUUUUAAAUUUUACACAAAAUCAUAUACAACCUGUUACGAAAUUGAUUUUUGUUUGUUUGUUUUGGGUUUAACGCCGUUUUUCAACAGUAUUUCAGUCAUGUAACGGCGGGCAGUUAACCUAACCAGUGUUCCUGGAUUCUGUACCAGUAACUGCCAACUUCCCCACAUGAAUUAUCAGAGUGUUACGAAAUUGAGCUCAGUACUGGGAAACAACGACAGAAGUCAGAAACACUGGCAGCCAGAAAGGUAUUUCGGUAACUGUGUAGAUUCAAUUAAUGCUGUAAUAAACAUAUAAUUACAAAAUCGUCGGAGCUGGAAAAGGAAAAAAUGAUCCGUGCCGGCUGAAACGUUUGAACAGGUGAAUAUAACUAAUAUAGGAACUUUUUGACUUUGCAAGUGAAAAAGGUGAUAAUGUGUGAUAAGGGUAUAUAAACGCCUUAUCGUUAUAUAGGCGGCUAUUGGAGAGGAUUGGCUGGAUUGUUUGAUACUUCAAAAUAUUAUAAUAUUUUGAGUUAUUAAGUUAAAAUACAGUGUGUAUCAGAGUUAUUUAGAGAAAUACACCUGUUCACUAAACUGUC
Molecule: messenger RNA, 4070 nt
Organism: Mercenaria mercenaria
Lineage: Eukaryota; Metazoa; Mollusca; Bivalvia; Venerida; Veneridae
Exons: 5
Coding region: 158-2083 (641 amino acids)
Biological process (GO): regulation of apoptotic process
Source: RefSeq, a predicted model, not a curated record